Molecule: messenger RNA, 3513 nt
Organism: Helianthus annuus (common sunflower)
Lineage: Eukaryota; Viridiplantae; Streptophyta; Magnoliopsida; Asterales; Asteraceae
Product: disease resistance protein RPV1
Exons: 4
Coding region: 1-3513 (1170 amino acids)
Biological process (GO): signal transduction; defense response
Molecular function (GO): ADP binding
Source: RefSeq, a predicted model, not a curated record
AUGGAUUCCCAAACCAAAUUCGACGAUCAGUACUCACUCAGAUUGUCCGUGUGUUCAUGGGAAACUCCAAACUGGAAGUAUGAUGUGUAUCUGAACUCUGCAAACGAACGCGUAUGCAGCCAUGGACAAACAUUUACCGAUCAUCUCUACACAGCUUUAACUAAAGCUGAUAUUCACACUUUUAAACCCGAUGAAUCUAAUGAACUACAACCAAGUUUAGAUGAUGUUCCAUCUGACUGGUUGAUAAAAGCGAUAGAAGAAUCAAAUAUUUCAAUCGUUGUUUUUUCAAAAGAAUAUGCUUCUUGCAGGUUCUGUCUUAAUAAGCUGGUAAAGAUCAUGGGUUGCAGGAAUACCAUACGACAGUUGGUUCUUCCAGUGUUUCACCAUGUUGCUCCUGCCGAUAUACGCAAACAAAGUGGCAGCUUUGAAGUCGCUUUUGCAAGACACGAAAAGGCUCUUAAUCUAGAAAAGAUUAAGGAAUGGCGAUCAGCAUUAACUGACACAGGAAAUUUAGCAGGAUGGGAUAUUAAAGAUGAUACCACAAGCUGCGAUGAACUAAAACAUAUUGAGUUAAUCGUAACGGAGGUUAUUAAAAGACUAAACCGAAAACGGUCUGUUGUGGAGCAUCCUGUUGGCUUGAAUUCGCAUGUUCAGUAUCUAAUGGACCUAGCUGGUCUAUUUGGACUCGAUGAUGUGGGUGUACUUGGGAUCUAUGGUAUGGGUGGCAUCGGUAAAACAACUAUUGCAAAAGAAUUCUAUGAUCAAGCCAUUCAUCACUAUGAACAUGGAUGUUUUCUUGAAAAUGUUCGCGAAAGAUCAAAACGGUUCGAUGGUUUACUCGGUUUACAAGAGGAACUUCUUUCUUCGCUUAAAGGAAAGAAACAUAGGGUCAACAGCGUUGACCAAGGGAUUAAUGUAAUAAAAGAAAGAUUAGGUUGUAGGAGAGUUCUUGUCGUUCUUGAUGAUGUAGACCACCUGAGGCAGAUAGAUUCGUUAACCGGGUUGGGUAAGGGAAGUUUGAUCAUCAUGACAACUAGAGAUAAACAUAUUCUAGAUCAAGCUAAAGUUAUCUACCAAUACGAGGUUAAGGAACUGACCCAUGAUGAAUCUUUAAUGUUGUUUAACUGGCAUGCUUUUCGAAGCCCGGUUCCAUUCGAAAACUUCAAGAACCUUAUGGAAGAGAUCGUAAAGUACGCUGGCCGACUUCCAUUAGCUCUUGAGGUUCUAGGAUCAUCUUUAUAUAACAAGACGAUGGAAGAUUGGAACAUCAUGCUCGAGAAACUGAAGAAACAUCCUCCAGCCGGUGUUUCUGAAAGAUUAAGGAUAAGUUUUGACACUCUGGAUGAUACGGAAAAGGAUAUAUUUCUUGACAUCGCGUGUUUUUUCAAUGGAUCAAAGAAAGAAUUUGCUGUCAAGAUAUUUGAUGGUUGUGGAUUCUUUGGAACAAUUGGAAUGCGUACUCUAAUAGACAGAUGCUUACUGAAAGUUGAUAUGGAUGAUAGGCUUAGGAUGCAUGAUUUAGCACGCGACAUGGGACGGGAAGUUGUGUGUGAGAAGUUUCCAGAAGAGCCCGGAAAGCGUAGCCGACUGUGGUUACAAAAUGACGUAUGCAAUGUGCUAAUAAAUGAUGAGGGGACCGAAGCGAUAGAAGGUAUCGUUUUAGACCAACCGAUGAAGCUGCAUUUUAGUACAAGACCCUUUGCUAGGAUGCCAAAUUUAAGGUUGCUUCAACUCAAUAACACGAAUGUUGUUGGAAGCUUUCGCGGUUUGUUUAAAGAGUUAAGAUGGCUUUCUUGGCAUCGGUUUCCUAUGAAAUGUUUACCAUCGGAUUUCCAUCCGGAAAAUCUUAUUUCACUUGACAUGCAAAGAAGUAAUCUUCACACAUUGUGGCGCCAAACUAAGUUUCUCGGUAACUUAACUGCACUUGAUCUUCGCGAAUCAAAAUCUCUUACAACGACUCCUAACUUCACUGGAGUACCAAACUUGGCUGAACUAAGACUUGGCGGGUGUGAAAAAUUAUCCCGCAUACAUAAUUCGGUUGGAAACUUGGACAAGUUAGUUAAACUGGAUCUAGAAGAGUGCAAGAAUCUCAAAAGUCUUCCUAACAGCAUGUGUCAUCUCAAAUCACUUGAAGAAUUAAAUAUCGGUAAGUGUGCAAAACUUAAAGGACUCCCCCAUCAAUUAGGGAACCUAAAAAGCUUAAAAAGCCUCGAUGCUAGCAACGCCGGGAUCAAACGGCUACCUGACUCAAUCGGGUGUUUGACUCGGCUCGAGUCUUUGACCUUAAGCGGGUGUAAAAAGCUCAAGAAACUUCCAACUAGCAUAUGCAAUUUAACUUCGGUUAGCGUUCUACAUCUUGAACGCUGCUCAAGUCUCGAAAAAUUCCCGGACGAAUUGGGUGAUUGGAAGGGAUUAAGUGGGAUUUACGCUAGUAAUACUAGAAUUAAACAGUUACCUGAUUCAAUAGGAAACUUAAGUGACUUGCAUAGUUUGUCUUUAACUAACUGCGGCAACCUCAGAAGUCUUCCAAACAGUAUUUGCAACUUAAAGUCACUUAGAACCUUACGUCUCACCGACUGCUUAAAUCUACAAGAAUUGCCUGAAAAGCUCGGAGAUUUACACCGUUUAGAAGAUAUCGGCGUUAGUGGAACUAGAAUCACACAGUUACCUGAUUCUAUCCAACGAAUGCCUUACCUUCAUACUUUGUUGUUAAAUAACUGCAAGCAGCUUAAAAGCGUUCCGGGAAGGAAUUUAGGAUUGUCGUUAAUUCGGGUUUUAGCACUAAGAGACUGUAAUUUAACAGAUAAUGAUAUUCCAAAUGAUAUCUGGGAGUUAUCAACUCUAAUGGUGUUAGACUUAUCAGGAAACAAUUUUUCAUGCCUGCCGUCUGGUCUUGGUCAACUACACAGUCUGCAGGUGCUAUAUGCUAGUGAGUGUACAUCAUUGCGAAAACUACCAAACCUAUCGACUUUGGAAAUUUUAAGGCAUACGGUUUUGAGUUAUUCUGACAAGUUGGUAGAGAUUCCGGGCUUGGAGAACCUUUGUUCUUUAGAACAAAUUUACCUAACUGGAUGCAGUAGCUUGUUAACAAUGAUCGACAACUUCUUUCUUCAGGGAUACGGUCAAGGUCUAUGUGAUUGUAAGUUCUACUUUUCAAGGAGGGACAUUCCCGACUGGUUUGAGUUUCAGGGAACGGGGGUGUCUUCACAUUUGUUUGACGCGUCUUCAGAUGUUCAUUCCGGUUCUUUACACUGGAUUAUUUGGGUAGAUUACCUUUUUGGCGAUGAUGGUGAUAAGUUUAUGCGCAUUGAUGUUCACGUCGACAAUAAAACAAGCGGCGCGAAAUGGGAAUCUGAAAUAUUGGGAAGGCGUACAAUGUCGUCUUGCAUGAUCAUGGGGCCCGUAAUUGAAAGUGGGGAUAGAUUCGAAGUUUCAUUCGCGUUGCAAGAAGAGAAAGAUGUGAAGGUGGAGAAAUUUGGAGUUCAUCUAUCAUCUAUCAUCCAUCAAAGUUAA